AUGGCCACAGCUUCUGCGGAAGCCGGCAAAGGUCAGGCCUGCUGGAGUGUGUUCCCUGCCGAAUGGAUCGAGCGAUUGCGUUCGAAGUAUCCCCAGCCAUUGGUUGCAUUAGAGCUGCUUGAGAGUCCAGAGGGCUUCGAGGAUGUGCUUGGAGUCAUUUCUGGAAAUGAUAUUUUGCAGACAGCACUGCUGCGGGGGCGGCUGCAAGCACUUCGUAAUCAGUUGGCUGUCAAGAGGAAAAUUGCACAAUCACAGGUGAAUGCGGGGUUCAAGAAGCCUCGUCUGCCUGUACACCAAUCUGACUCUUCGAGAGCGCAGGAAACUUUUGCAGUUGCCGCGAAUGCCCUGGUACCUUUUAUCCGGAAGCGUGGAAAGUCAGGUUUGGGCAGGUCUCUGCUUGCUGUGGAAGAUGAUCCUGACAUUCUUGAGUCCAGGGAGCGCGAGCGAUGGGUGGAAGUUCUCAGUACAUACAUCCUUGAUGCUCAGCUGCCUGUAGUCGCCUUGAUUGAAGGUUCAGAGGAUCGUCGGCAAGCCUGGCGCAGGGUGUUCGGAGCCCGGAGAGCCAAGACCUUGAGGAAUCGUGCAAGAUCCUUUAAGCAUUACCGCAUGUGGUUGGAGACGGUCAGAGGUUUGGCCUGGCCCUCACGCGUUUCAGAUGUUACUGAUUUUCUGGAGGAACGUUCGAAGGAUGGCUGUGGGUUCAGUGUGCCUGGGGAGCUCCUGGCUGCUUUAUCUGUACUGGAGUCCGUGGGCAGAGUCCAUAUGAGGGAUAUGCAGCAGGAAAAGGAAGAAAAUACAUGCGCUCCCAGUAAACUUCCGGCAGCCUGA
Messenger RNA from Symbiodinium sp. CCMP2592, 828 nucleotides. Lineage: Eukaryota; Dinophyceae; Suessiales; Symbiodiniaceae. The record is from the annotation of a GenBank genome assembly.